Alternaria burnsii is the source of this 2886-nucleotide messenger RNA. RefSeq lists its product as uncharacterized. The transcript has 6 exons. The record is from RefSeq and is a predicted model, not a curated record. Gene Ontology annotation, molecular function: L-rhamnonate dehydratase activity; UDP-N-acetylglucosamine diphosphorylase activity. Lineage: Eukaryota; Fungi; Ascomycota; Dothideomycetes; Pleosporales; Pleosporaceae. The coding region runs from base 1 to 2886 and encodes 961 amino acids. Gene Ontology annotation, biological process: UDP-N-acetylglucosamine biosynthetic process.
AUGGUUUCUUCCACAGAUUCUGGCGCAGCGCGCUCCUUUCCCACUAUCAAACACGUGCGAACUUUCGUUACCCAAGGCCCCGGCAGCGGCGGAGACUAUCACAAUGUUGCUGGUGGCCACUGGCUCAUUGAUAGCAAGAUCUCGACUCCCAUGAGCCAGUAUGAAGAUUACCGCAAGUCAAGAACCAGCUGGGGCAUUAAUGUCUUGGGAUCCUUCUGUGUUGAAAUCGAGGCCAGUGACGGUACCAAGGGUUUUGCUACUGGAUUCGGAGGUCCGCCAGCAUGCUGGCUAGUUGCUGAGCAUUUCGAGCGCUUCCUGAUUGGCCAAGAUCCUAGAGAUACCAACCACAUGUUCGAGCAGAUGUACCGUGCGUCCAUGUUUUAUGGUCGCAAAGGCCUCCCAGUUGCCGUCAUCUCAGUAAUCGAUCUUGCUAUUUGGGAUCUGCUCGGCCACAUUCGCAAUGAGCCCGUAUACAAGAUGCUCGGCGGAGCUACCCGGGAGAGGCUCAACUUCUACUGUACUGGUCCUGAGCCUGCAGCAGCAAAGGAGAUGGGUUUCUUUGGCGCCAAGGUACCACUGCCUUACGGCCCUGGUGAGGGUGUUGAGGGUCUCAAGAAGAACGUCGAGUUCCUCACCAAGCACCGUGAAAGCGUCGGACCAGAUUUCCCUCUCAUGGUUGAUUGCUACAUGAGCUUGAACGUACCCUACACAAUCGAAGUCGUAAAGGCCACCGAACACCUUAACUUGAACUGGUGGGAGGAGUGUUUGUCACCCGAUGAUUCGGAUGGUUUCGAGCAGAUCAAGCGCGCUCACCCUCGCAUGAAAUUUACCACAGGCGAGCACGAGUACUCGCGAUACGGCUUUAGGAAGCUCAUCGAGGGCCGCAACCUGGACAUCCUCCAGCCUGAUGUCAUGUGGGUUGGAGGUAUGACUGAGCUCAUCAAGAUCUCGGCCAUGGCUGCUGCCUACGAUAUUCCUGUUGUGCCCCACGCCAGUGGACCAUACUCGUACCAUUUCGUUGUUUCUCAGGCCAACUCGCCGUUCCAAGAGUACCUCGCAAACUCACCAGACGGCAAGUCUGUUCUGCCCGUCUUCGGCAACCUAUUUACCAACGAGCCCAUCCCCACUAAGGGAUACCUCGACGUCAAGACCCUUGAUCUCCCAGGCUUUGGCCUCAAGCUGAACCCCAACGCCGGCUUGAUCGAUGCCACUCGCAUACUAAAUCCAGCGCCUCAAAAAGCGCUAAAGCCUGCCGAGCCUGAGAAGGCGGAGGCAUACACCUUGGAACUAGUAGCGACAUCCUUCUACAAUACACAAAUUACCCUACCAAUACCCCGCAUCAUCAUGGACGCCAUCAAAGACACGGUCAACAGCGCGCUCGAGAAGCUCAACAUCACAGGGGGCGCAUCUCAGGGCACACCCGCGAAGGAGCCAUCAGAGGAGCAGCUGAACGAGCUCAAGUCCAAGUACCAGAAGGCUGGCCAAGAGCAAGUUUUUGCUUUCUACGACAAGCUCUCCACUGCCGAGAAGGCUACCCUCUAUGAGCAAUUGAGCAACUUCAACCCUGACUACAUCAACGAAAUCACCGAGCGCGCCCUCCACCCCGCCGAAGCCGAAGCCACUGAGAACAAGCUCGAGCCCCUCCCCGAAAAUGCCACAUCUUCCGUCCUCUCCUCCCAGCAGGAAGAUCUCGACAAAUGGUACAACAGCGGAUUGGACCUGAUCGCCGAGAACCAGGUCGCGGUUGUGCUGAUGGCCGGUGGCCAGGGUACCCGUCUGGGCAGCUCAGCGCCCAAGGGAUGCUUCGACAUUGGACUGCCCAGCAAGAAGAGCCUGUUCCAGCUGCAGGGUGAGAGGAUCAAAAAGGCCGAGAUGCUGGCGGCCAAGAAGCACAACAAGGAGAGCGUUACCAUCCCGUGGUACGUCAUGACCAGCGGCCCUACUCGCGGCCCUACCGCCGACUUCUUCGAGAAGAAUAACUACUUUGGCUUGAAGAAGGAGAACGUUGUCAUUUUCGAGCAGGGUGUCUUGCCAUGCAUCUCCAAUGAGGGCAAGAUCCUGUUGGAGAGCAAGUCAAAGGUCGCCGUCGCUCCCGAUGGCAACGGUGGUCUUUACCAAGCUCUUAUCCAGUCCGGUGUCGUACAAGACAUGGGCAAGCGUGGCAUCCAGCACAUCCAUGCAUACUGUGUCGACAACUGCCUGGUCAAGGUCGCCGACCCUGCCUUUAUCGGUUUCUCCGCGUCGAAGAACGUUGACAUCGCUACCAAGGUUGUUCGCAAGCGCAACGCCAAGGAGUCUGUCGGCCUCAUCCUCCAGAAGAACGGCAAGCCAGAUGUUGUCGAGUACUCAGAGAUCUCAACCGAAGACGCAGAGGCCAAGGACUCCAAGGACUCGAGCCUACUCAAGUUCCGCGCCGCCAACAUCGUCAACCACUACUACUCAUACAAGUUCCUUGAGAGCAUCCCAGAGUGGGCAAAGAAGCUUCCUCACCACGUUGCGCGCAAGAAGAUCCCUUACGUUAACACCGAGACCGGUGAGACCAUUAAGCCAGAGAAGCCAAACGGCAUCAAGCUGGAGCAAUUCGUCUUCGACUGCUUCCCCUUCCUGACUCUGGAGAGAUUCGCUUGCAUGGAAGUGAAGCGUGAGGAUGAGUUCUCGCCCCUGAAGAAUGCCCGUGGAACUGGUGAGGACGACCCUGAUACCAGCAAGCAGGACAUCAUGACCCAGGGCAAGAAGUGGGUCCAGGCCGCGGGCGCCACCGUUGUCAGCGAGGACGCUGAGGCCGGUAUCGAAGUAUCACCAUUGAUCUCAUACGGUGGCGAAGGCCUUGACUUCCUUAAGACCAAGACCCUCAAGGCUCCUGCUGUCAUCGAGUCCGAAGAGUAG